AUGGUUGAGCUAACCGCCCAAUUCUUCUCCACUCGCUUCAAGCUGUACAACUCUGGCGAUCCAGAGGCUGGUGCGGCAGGAUGUGGAGAGGUUGGUAUCUUCCCAAGUCACCCGGCGGAAGGAUCCUUGCUUGACUUGCACGGAUUCAUCAUGAACAACGACGAUGUCAUCUGGCAGAUUAUCAAUAGAGCGUUCUGCUCUUUCGUGGUCAAAACAAAGACGGGAAAAUUUUGCCGCAACGAUAACAACGUAACUGGACUUUGUAACCGACAUUCGUGUCCACUGGCAAAUUCGCAGUAUGCCACGGUCAAAGAAAAAGAUGGGAUCAUUUACUUAUUCUUAAAGGAGCCCGAACGCGUUCCCUAUCCUGGAAAACAGUGGGAACGCGUCAAGCUCUCGCGCAACAAGAAACAGGCAUUGGAGCAGAUAAAUAGGCAUAUGAUCUAUUGGGAUAAGUGGAUAAUAAGUCGCGUAAAACAGCGCUUUUUCCGCAUACGCGAUAACUUAAAAAACAUGCGUCGUCUUGCCUUAUCACGUCAGAAGAAAUUAGAGCCAGUCAACCGUAAGUUGGAGCGAAGAGAAGCGCGACGCGAAAAGAAGGCCCUGCGAGUUGCUCGAGUAGAGCGGACGGUGGAACAGAAACUUUUGGAACGCUUAAGAGCCUCUACCUCGUCGAAGGAGAUUUACAACAUUGACCAGUCUGCAUUUGAAAAGGCCCUUGAAACAGAAGAAAUAACAGAUGAUGAGUUUGAGGUUGAAUCGGAGGAGGAAGAGAUGAUGGAAGACGAUGAAGAGGUAGUGUAUACUUCUGCUUCUGAGGAAGAGGAAGAGAUUGAGGAUUUGGUGCAAGAAGAGGAAGAGGAAGAAGAACAAGAGCCUGCUCUCGUACUAGCAGAGCCCAUCAAGCGACGGAAAAUCAAAAUCCAGUAUGAGAAAGGCGACUGAUACUACACUCCGAUAAUUUGUGUUGCUUACAUUGUACAUACACAGCAUGCUUGAACUGUAUUUUCCUAUAUACAUAGCGAUG
Messenger RNA from Opisthorchis viverrini, 1027 nucleotides. RefSeq lists its product as hypothetical. The transcript is spliced from 2 exons. Gene Ontology annotation, cellular component: preribosome, large subunit precursor; nucleolus. Gene Ontology annotation, biological process: maturation of 5.8S rRNA; maturation of LSU-rRNA. The record is from RefSeq and is a predicted model, not a curated record. Lineage: Eukaryota; Metazoa; Platyhelminthes; Trematoda; Opisthorchiida; Opisthorchiidae. Bases 1 to 945 code for a protein of 314 amino acids.